GCGCCCACUCAACUAGGUUGAACAAUCAUGGUAUGAUCUAACAAUUAACUCUUUUUUUUUGGAGUACUGAGGGAAACGUCAGGCCACCACUCGAGAGUGUGCACUGUCUUGUGACCUUACUUUACAGAGGACCACAAGGUGAGUUCAGCUCCAAGUGAAAAUGAUCUAUUGACCUUCUUAGUUUGAGUUGGUCAGUUAUGGACAACUAUGUUAAUUUGGUGUGUAUCGGAUAAAUCUUGUCUUGUGAUUUUAGCCGGCAAUAGAACACAAGGAUGUAAACCAACUUAACUGUCCAUAGCUGACUUGCUCAAAUGAAAAAGGUUAAUAGGUCGUCCUCACUAAAAGUUUUUGGAAUCUUGUAAUUAGCAAAUUAUUUGAUUGGGGUCGUCCCUACCCUCUAACUUUGUUGUAUUGGCACAUGAGUUAAAGCUCAAAUUUUGGCAUUUGGAAAUCAGUCAUUGAUGAUACAUUUUCAAUUUGGUAUCGGUGUUGAGUUUGAAGUUUUGUGAACAUGUGUUGGGGAGUGAUCCUUAAAUUGUGAUUGGUUGAAAAUAUUGAAGUAGCAUUAGUUUGAUUGAUGAGUCUUAACUUUAAGGUUUUGAGGUGUUUAGUGUCAUCAAAGCACCACAACAUUAAUCAUGUGAAACUCUUCUCCUUUCAUGUGAUUGCUUUGAAGUCUCAUCAAUGAAAGACUCACACCGCUCUCUCCAUUCAAUUCCUACCUCUAUUAUCUUCUUCAAUUCAAUUCCCCAUAAUCACACACAACGUAACAUGGUUGUUCAAACCCAAAUAUCUGUGUUGAAACCAUGAAAGACUUAUCAUUCUUCCUCCUCAAGAACUCCUUCGGAGCCAAGAUGAGAAGAGGCUUCAGAAACUUCUGCAACGACGCCGCCUCCACCUCCACCCUCAACCAGCAACAAAGCUCCGACCCCCACCGCCGCUUCGAUAUGUCGUCGGAGGUCGCCGGCCGGCGGUCGCAGGCGGAGGAGAGCGAGAUGGAGAGCCACCAACAACCCACCUUAGAGGAAAUGCUGUUCCGGCUAGACAUGGAGGAGAAAAUGGCGGCGCGGCGGCGGAGAGAGAAACUCGACGACGACAACAACAUCGUCAGACACCGCAUGUCGUGCGUUAACAGCUCCGACAUCCUCCGAACCGCCCGGAACGCGCUGAACCAGUACCCCCGGUUUUCCCUCGACGGGAAAGACGCCAUGUACAGAUCGUCGUUCCGUCACCGGGACGCCGGCGCCGGCGCCGGCGCAAUUGAGAGAAGCCGGUAUCUGCCGAGCAAGAUCGGCGGGGAGAGGGUGAUAUGGUGUAAGCCCGGCGUGGUGGCUAAGCUUAUGGGCCUGGACGCCUUGCCGGUGCCGCUGCGCUGCGCUAGGCGGCCUAACACGGAAACGACGACAACGAAAGUGAAUGGUGGGGACUUGAUAAGGAGGCAGAAUCUGAGGAGGAGAGCUGAAAUGGAAAGACAUGAGAGAAGAGAUACAGAGCUUAUGAGUGGAAGUUCUUGUUCCACGGCUAAGGGUUACUGUGUUUUGAAGCCUGUGGCGAAGGAGGAUGACGAUGAAGUUGGAGGAUGGCCGAUUCGCGGCGGCUUUUUGUAUAGCAAACACAAUCUUGUUUAAGGAUCUGAUCCAUGUUGGAUAUAUAUAUGUUCUUAGUAAAUGUUUGGAAAACAUGAAAACAACAUGCAUGUUUUAAGUUAGGCUAAUAGUGACUAGAUUUGAAUUUACGUUAUGUAUGUUUUUAUAUUUAAAGAAUAUGAAUGAACAAAUUUUUAACA
This is a messenger RNA of Ipomoea triloba (trilobed morning glory), 1786 nucleotides long. RefSeq lists its product as uncharacterized. Bases 807 to 1628 code for a protein of 273 amino acids. The record is from RefSeq and is a predicted model, not a curated record. NCBI's taxonomy places the organism in Eukaryota, Viridiplantae, Streptophyta, Magnoliopsida, Solanales, Convolvulaceae. The transcript has a single exon.